UCGUGGAGGUUGGAGAAGGAGCGGCGGAGCGCCGGGGACACACAGAGCCGUCAAACCAGACGCCGCGGUUUUCAACUGGACUCUUUUCCUCCCUUGUUUUCUUUUACUGGUCACCUACCAUGGACUUACCGAGCGGCGAGAAGUGUGCGGACUUUGUCUCUCCCUGAGCGAGCUGUGUUUCGUCUUGUGUUCUGACACCUUCUCCAUCUGCAGGAGGCGGACCUAAAAGCUGAGAAAAAUGUCAGACAAGAUGUCUAGUUUCCUCCACAUUGGGGACAUCUGCUCCCUGUAUGCGGAGGGCUCCACCAACGGCUUCAUCAGCACCCUGGGCCUAGUGGACGACCGCUGUGUUGUUCAACCAGAAGCUGGAGAUCUUAACAGCCCUCCUAAGAAGUUCCGCGACUGUCUCUUCAAGCUGUGUCCUAUGAAUAGAUACUCAGCACAGAAACAGUUCUGGAAAGCAGCAAAACCUGGCGGCAACAGCACUACUGACACAGUACUGCUCAACAAACUACAUCAUGCAGCGGAUCUGGAGAAGAAACAGAAUGAAUCUGAGAACAGGAAGCUGCUGGGGACGGUCAUUCAGUACGGCAACGUCAUUCAGUUGUUGCAUCUGAAAAGCAAUAAGUACUUGACGGUAAAUAAACGCCUACCUGCGCUUUUGGAGAAAAAUGCCAUGCGUGUCACCCUGGAUUCGGCUGGAAACGAGGGCUCCUGGUUCUACAUCCAGCCUUUCUACAAACUCAGAUCAAUAGGAGACAGUGUGGUGAUUGGAGACAAAGUGGUGUUGAACCCUGUAAACGCUGGACAGCCUCUUCACGCCAGCAGCCAUCAGCUGGUCGACAAUCCAGGGUGCAACGAGGUGAAUUCAGUAAACUGCAACACUAGCUGGAAAAUAGUCUUGUUUAUGAAAUGGAGUGACAACAAGGAGGUCAUUCUGAAAGGGGGUGAUGUGGUGCGGCUUUUUCACGCCGAACAGGAGAAGUUCCUAACGUGUGACGACUACAAGAAGAAGCACUAUGUCUUUCUCAGAACCACCGGCCGCCAGUCCGCCACGUCUGCCACCAGCAGCAAGGCGCUCUGGGAAGUGGAGGUGGUUCAGCAUGACCCAUGCAGAGGUGGUGCUGGUUACUGGAACAGCCUGUUCAGAUUUAAACACUUGGCCACAGGACACUAUCUGGCUGCAGAGGCGAGUAGUGAGGUAAAUCCGGAGUUUGAGGAAGAGUCUCAGGAGUCUCGUUCCUCAGCUGGUGAUUUUAUCCCCUUUAACUUCCAGCUGGACUUGGAGCACGAGGCUUUACGAGCUCGUCUGCGCGCGCCCAACGAGAAGGUCAUGUACACCCUCAUUUCUGUCCCCGACGGCAAUGACAUCUCCUCUAUCUUUGAGCUGGACCCUACCACUCUUAGAGGAGGAGACUCCCUGGUACCAAGAAACUCGUAUGUGCGAUUGCGGCACUUGUGCACAAACACAUGGGUUCACAGCACCAACAACCCCAUCGACAAAGAGGAAGAAAAACCCGUCAUGCUCCGGAUUGGCACGUCUGCUAUCAAAGAAGACAAGGAGGCCUUUGCUAUCGUGCCCGUCCCCCCUGCUGAGGUCAGGGACUUGGACUUCGCCAACGAUGCCAGUAAAGUGUUGGCGUCUAUCGCUGGUAAACUGGAGAAGGGCACUAUUACACAGAACGAAAGGAGGUUUGUGACCAAGCUGCUGGAGGAUUUGGUGUUCUUUGUGGUGGACAUCCCUAACAGUGGGCAAGAUGUGCUGGAGAUUAUGGUCAACAAGCCGAACCGCGAACGCCAGAAACUUAUGCGUGAACAGAACAUCCUGAAACAGAUCUUUAAGCUCUUGCAGGCUCCGUUCACAGACAGCGGCGACGGGCCCAUGCUCCGAUUGGAGGAGCUUGGCGAUCAGAGACACGCUCCUUUCAGGCACAUCUGUCGGCUGUGUUACCGAGUGCUCCGCCAUUCCCAGCAGGACUACAGGAAGAACCAGGAGUACAUUGCCAAGCAGUUCCGGUUCAUGCAGAAGCAGAUCGGCUACGACGUGCUGGCCGAGGACACCAUCACGGCACUUCUACAUAACAAUCGCAAGCUGCUGGAGAAGCACAUCACUGCAGCUGAGAUUGACACUUUCGUCAGCCUUGUGAGAAAGAACCGUGAACCUAGGUUUCUGGAUUAUCUCUCUGAUCUGUGUGUGUCCAUGAAUAAGUCCAUCCCUGUCACACAGGAGCUGAUCUGUAAUGCCGUGCUGGACCCGGCUAAUGCCGACAUCCUCAUAGAAACAAAACUCGUGUUGUCUCGGUUUGAGAUCGAUUCUCUGAAUAUCGGAGAGCCUCCGCUGGAGUCAGAGGAAGAUGUGGAAGAGGUGUGGUUGUUUUGGAAAGAUAGCGGGAAGGAUAUCCGCAGUAAGAGCAUCAGGGAGUUGGCACAGGAUGCUAAAGAAGGCCAGAAGGAAGACCAGGAGGUUGUCAGUUACUACAGGUACCAGUUAAACCUGUUCGCUCGUAUGUGCCUCGACCGCCAGUAUCUGGCCAUUAACAAAAUCUCAGGGCAGCUAGACGUGGACUUGAUCCUGCGCUGCAUGUCAGACGAGGACCUGCCCUACGACCUGCGUGCUUCCUUCUGCCGCCUCAUGCUGCACAUGCAUGUGGAUCGUGACCCCCAGGAACCCGUUACACCAGUGAAAUACGCCCGCCUUUGGUCCGAGAUCCCCUCCAAGAUCGCCAUCGAUGAUUAUGAUAAUGACGGCACCACCAGAGAUGAAAUUAAGGAGCGUUUCGCUCUAACUAUGGAGUUUGUGGAGAAUUAUCUGAGAGUUGUGGUCUGUCAGAAUGUUCCUUUCUCAGACAAGGAGAAAAACAAACUCACAUUUGAGGUUGUGAACCUCGCUCGGAACCUCAUCUAUUUUGGCUUCUACAGCUUCAGCGACUUGCUGCGGCUGACCAAGAUCCUGCUCGCCAUAUUAGACUGCGUGCAUGUUAGCACCAUAUAUCCCAUCAACAAGAUGGAGAAAGGCGAUGAGAACAAAGCAGGUAGUAACGUUAUGAGGUCUAUUCAUGGUGUCGGGGAACUGAUGACUCAGGUUGUGCUCAGGGGGGGCGGCUUUCUGCCCUCCACCCCUACAGCACCCCCGGACGGAGAGGUGGGCAAGACCCAGACGGAGCCUGAGAAGGAGGACAUCCUGGUGAUGGACACCAAGCUAAAGAUCAUUGAGAUCCUCCAGUUCAUCCUGAACGUGCGUCUGGACUACAGGAUCUCCUGCUUGCUGUGCAUUUUUAAAAAAGAGUUCGAUGGAAGCAACACUCAGACUGAAACGCUGCCUAAUCCUAACGCUAAUGGUAACACUAGUGCUAAUGCUACUACUACCACAGCUACCGCUAAUGGGGAUGGUCUUAAUAGUAUACCAGCUCUAGAUUUUGAGAAGAUCGAAGAGCAGGCCGAGGGGAUCUUUGGUGCAAGCGAGGAAAACACACCACUCGACCUUGAUGACCACGGAGGCAGAACUUUCCUAAGGGUUCUUCUGCACCUCACCAUGCAUGACUACCCUCCUCUGGUGUCUGGGGCUUUACACCUACUCUUCAGACACUUCAGCCAGAGACAGGAAGUGCUCAUGGCUUUCAAGCAGGUUCAGCUCCUAGUGACUAGUCAGGAUGUUGAUAACUAUAAACAGAUAAAGUCUGACCUGGACCAGCUGCGCUCCAUUGUGGAGAAGUCUGAGUUGUGGGUGUACAAGCGCCAGGGGGAAGAUGUGCUGGACGGAGGCGAUGGUCCUGCUGAGACUGACCACAAAAAGAAGGGUGACUCUAGUGGCACGGAGAAAAAUAAAACGGAGAGCACAAGCAGCUAUAAUUACAGGGUUGUCAAGGAGAUCCUAUUAAGGCUCAGCAAGUUGUGCGUACAGGAGGGAGCAUCGGGAAAGAAAAGUAAGAAACAGCAGCAGAGGCUGCUGAGGAACAUGGGAGCUCACACGGUGGUACUCGAGCUACUUCAGAUCCCGUAUGAGAAGGGUGAGGAUGUUAGAAUGCAGGAGAUCAUGAAACUGGCUCACGAGUUCCUGCAGAACUUCUGUGCUGGGAACCAGCAGAACCAAGCCCUGCUCCACAAGCACAUUAACCUCUUUCUCAAUCCAGGGAUCCUAGAGGCCGUCACCAUGCAGCACAUCUUCAUGAAUAACUUCCAGCUGUGCAGCGAGAUCAACGACCGCGUAGUGCAGCACUUCGUGCACUGCAUCGAAACACACGGCCGCCACGUCCAGUACCUCAAGUUCCUUCAGACCAUCGUCAAGGCCGAGAACAAGUUCAUCAAGAAGUGCCAGGAUAUCGUGAUGGCAGAGCUGGUGAAUGCCGGAGAGGACGUGUUGGUGUUCUACAACGACCGAGCCUCCUUCCAGACACUGGUGCAGAUGAUGCGUUCGGAGCGAGACAGGAUGGACGAGAACAGUCCACUUAUGUACCACAUCCACUUGGUGGAGCUGCUAGCCGUGUGCACCGAGGGCAAAAACGUCUACACCGAGAUCAAGUGCAACUCGCUGCUGCCUCUGGAUGACAUCGUCCGUGUCGUCACCCAUGAGGACUGCAUCCCUGAGGUGAAGAUUGCAUAUAUCGACUUCCUAAACCACUGCUAUGUAGACACAGAGGUGGAGAUGAAGGAGAUCUACACAAGCAACCACAUGUGGAAGCUCUUUGAGAACUUCCUGGUUGAUAUAUGCAGGGUCUGCAACAACACGAGCGACCGCAAGCACGCCGACUCCACAUUGGAGCGCUAUGUCACUGAGACGGUCAUGAGCAUCGUCACCACUUUCUUCAGCUCCCCUUUUUCCGAUCAGAGCACUAGUUUACAGAUUGCACGUCACAUGUAUACUCGUCAGCCGGUUUUUGUGCAGCUGUUGCAGGGUGUUUUCCGGGUGUACCACUGUAGCUGGCUAACGCCCACCCAGAAGGCGUCAGUGGAGAGCUGUAUCAAAGUCCUCUCAGACGUGGCUAAAAGUCGGGCAAUCGCCAUUCCGGUUGACCUGGACAGCCAGGUGAACAACCUGUUUGUAAAAUCUAACAACGUCGUCCAGAAGACCAUCUUGAAUUGGAGGAUGUCGGCUCGGAAUGCCUCCAGACGAGACUCCACGAUCGGUGCUUCUAAAGACUACAGAAACAUCAUCGAGAGGCUGCAGGACAUUGUCUCUGCGCUGGAGGACCGCUUACGGCCCCUGGUGCAGGCCGAGCUCUCCGUCCUCGUGGACGUCCUCCACAGACCUGAGCUGCUCUUCCCCGAGAACACGGAGGCUCGGAAGAAGUGCGAGAGUGGAGGCUUCAUCUCCAAGCUAAUAAAACACACUAAGCAGCUGUUGGAGGAGAAUGAGGAGCGUUUGUGCAUUAAGGUUCUUCAGACUCUCAGGGAAAUGAUGACCAAAGACCGGGGUUAUGGAGAGAAGCUGAUUGCCUUUGACGAUGAGCUGGAUGUGGCUGAGCUGCUUCCCCCGCCUGAGCCAGAGAACCUUGCCGAGGACCUUGAUCCCAACCAGCCCCAGAAGCAAAUGGAGGAUCAGAAGCGGGGUGAAGCUUUGAGGCAAAUCCUUGUAAAUCGUUACUAUGGCAACUUCAAGCCAGGAGGACGGAGGGACAGCCUGACCACCUUCAGCAACGGACCCCUCGGCCCUGGGGCACAGAGUAAACCUCCCACAGCAUCUGCUGGAGCUACGGUGGGAGCUCGAGGGGAGCUGAGCCUGGCCGAGGUGCAGUGUCACCUGGACAGAGAGGGAGCGUCUGACCUGGUCAUCGACCUCAUCAUGAACGCCACUAGUGACCGCAUCUUUCAGGAGAGCAUCUUGUUAGCCAUCGCCCUGCUCGAGGGAGGAAACCCCGUCAUACAGAGAUCAUUCUUUAUCAGGCUGACGAGGGACAAUAAGUCGGAGAAGUUCUUCAAGGUGUUUUAUGAGCGGAUGAAACUGGCCCAGCAGGAGAUAAAAGCCACCGUGACUGUCAACACCAGCGACUUGGGCAGCAAGCGCAAAGAUGAGGACACAAACGACAAGGAGGCACCCACCAAAAAGAAAGUAAAGGAUGUUGCUGUGGUCACAGAAGAGGUACGCGAGCAGCUUCUGGAAGCUUCUACGGCCACAAAGAAGGCUUUCACUGCGUACAGACGGGAAGUGGACUCAGACGAGCAUCUGGGCGGUGGUGAGGUCCAGACCAACUCGGGGGAGAAGAACCAGGACGAGAACGAGAUGAGCGUCACCAUCACCAUCAUGCAGCCCAUCCUGCGCCUCAUGCAGCUGCUCUGCGAAAACCACAACCGCGAGCUGCAGAACUUCCUGCGCUGCCAGAACAACAAGAACAAUUAUAACCUGGUGUGUGAGACACUGCAGUUCCUCGACUGCAUCUGUGGCAGCACCACAGGAGGUCUGGGUCUGCUGGGGCUCUACAUUAACGAGAAGAACGUGGCUCUCAUCAACCAAACUGUGGAGAGCCUCACCGAGUACUGCCAGGGCCCCUGCCACGAGAACCAGAACUGCAUCGCAACUCACGAGUGCAACGGCAUUGACAUCAUCAUCGCACUCAUUUUAAAUGACAUCAACCCUCUGGGCAAGAAGAGGAUGGACCUUGUGCUAGAGCUGAAGAAUAACGCCUCCAAGCUGCUUCUGGCCAUCAUGGAGAGCCGUCAUGACAGUGAGAACGCAGAGCGGAUCUUGUACAAUAUGAGGCCUAAAGAACUGGUGGAGGUGAUAAAGAAGGCGUAUAUGCAAGGAGAGGUUGAAGUGGAGCACACAGAGGAGGACGGGGAGGGCGAGGAAGAGCAUGCCGCCUCCCCGCGCAACGUCGGCCACAACAUUUACAUCCUGGCUCAUCAGCUGGCCAGACAUAACAAGGAGCUGCAGGCCAUGCUGAAAGCAGGAGGAACGUACGGCGAGGGCGACGAAGCUCUGGAGUUCUACGCCAAACACACAGCUCAAAUAGAGAUCGUGCGCCUGGACCGCACCAUGGAGCAGAUCGUCUUCCCCGUGCCCAACAUCUGCGAGUUCCUCACGCAGGAGUCCAAGCUGCGUGUGUACUACACCACGGAGCGAGACGAACAGGGCAGCAAAAUCAAUGACUUCUUCCUGCGCUCUGAGGACCUCUUCAAUGAGAUGAACUGGCAGAAGAAACUGCGAGGUACUCAAGAGACCUCUGGUAGCGCAGACUCCGUGCCCUCUCAGCCCAUUCUGUACUGGUGCUCAAGAAACAUGUCCUUCUGGAGCAGCAUCUCCUUUAACCUGGCUGUCCUCAUGAACCUUCUCGUGGCCUUCUUCUACCCACUGGAGGGGGUCCGUGGAGGAACUCUCGAGCCUCAUCUGUCGGCGUUGUUGUGGGCAGCCAUGUUGGUGUCUCUGGCCAUUGUGAUUGUUCUGCCGCAGCCCCACGGGAUACGAGCUCUCAUCGCAUCCACCAUCCUGAGACUCAUCUUCUCUGUGGGACUCGAACCCACGCUCUUCCUGCUUGGGGCGUUCAAUGUGUGCAAUAAGGUGAUCUUCCUGAUGAGUUUUGUGGGAAACCGGGGGACGUUCACACGGGGUUAUAAGGCUAUGAUCAUGGAUGUGGAGUUCCUGUACCACCUCCUCUACCUCAUCAUCUGCAUCCUGGGUGUCUUCGUACAUGUCUUCUUCUACAGCCUGCUGCUGUUCGAUCUGAUCUACCGAGAGGAAACUCUGCUGAAUGUGAUAAAGAGCGUGACGAGGAACGGGCGCUCUAUCGUGCUCACCGCCGUGCUCGCGCUCAUCCUCGUCUAUCUGUUCUCCAUCGUCGGCUACAUCAUCUUCAAGGAUGACUUCAUUCUGAACGUCGACCGAAUCCCAAAUAAAACACUCGAGCAAACCGCUAGUAUGAUGAGCGAGUUCCUGUCAGGUGGGGUUUGUCAGAAAGAAGGUGGAGAGAACUGUUCAUCAGAGGCCACGGUGGAAUCUGUGGCAGCAGUGGUGGUGGAGGAUAAGGAGCGAACAUGCGACUCUUUGCUCAUGUGCAUCGUGACUGUGCUCAGUCACGGCCUCCGUAGCGGUGGGGGAGUCGGGGAUGUGUUACGAAAGCCUUCUAAAGAGGAGCCUCUGUUUGCAGCCAGAGUGAUCUAUGACCUGCUCUUCUUCUUCAUGGUCAUCAUCAUCGUCCUAAACCUGAUCUUUGGUGUCAUUAUCGACACCUUCGCCGAUCUGAGAAGUGAAAAGCAAAAGAAAGAGGAGGUCCUCAAGACCACCUGCUUCAUCUGCGGCUUGGAAAGGGACAAGUUUGAUAACAAGACGGUGACAUUCGAGGAACACAUCAAGGUGGAGCACAACAUGUGGCAUUACCUGUUCUUCAUUGUGCUUAUUAAAGUGAAGGACUCCACCGAGUACACGGGACCCGAGAGCUACGUUGCCGAGAUGAUCAGGGAGCACAACUUGGACUGGUUUCCUCGCAUGCGGGCGAUGUCGCUGGUGAGCAGUGACGCAGAGGGUGAGCAGAACGAGAUCAGGAACCUGCAGGAGAAACUCGAGUCCACCAUGAAACUGGUCUCCAACCUGUCCGGUCAGCUGACCGAACUGAAAGAGCAGAUGACUGAACAGCGUAAGCAGAAGCAGAGGAUCGGACUCCUCGGACAUCCCCAGCACAUGAAUGUGAACCCUCAGCAGCCUGCCUGAGCGUGUGUGUGUGUGUGUGUGUGUGUGUAGAUGAGCUUCAGCACAGGCCUUGAACUGCCACGCUACACAUCUGCCCUUAGAAGUAGACCUGCAAAACUCCUUCCAGACUUACGCACACUAAAUAAGGGGGAAAAAAAAUGAAUUAAACACACAGAAGAUUUUCUGCCCCUCAGUCCCUCGGUCAGGUUGGGUGGAGAAGGUUGACUGACUGCAGUAAUUAUGCUGGGGGACACUAGAAUUUGGGGCUACACUGGACAGUAGGACUAGUUAUAGAUGCUGCUUGGAGAAGUGUUAAAGAGGCGUCGUUUUUUUUUUUUUGUAUUUCCUAAACCAGUAAGCAAGCAGUAUUUAAUGUCUUAUUUUUGUAUUUUGUGCAAUAUUACCACUUUAAUAUGCAAAUUUGUUGAGCUGUACAAUGUGUCUUAAAGAGAUGACACUCAUCUCUCACGUUAAACGCUUUUCAUCCCCCUCUCCUUCGGCCUUUUCUUUUUCUGCUACGUGAUUCUACUGGAACACUCAUAACGUCAAGCUCAUAGAGUCAACUUAGCAAGAAUUCCUUUCCUUUCUUAUUUAUUAAUGUAUUUAUUUUUAAAUAUGUAAUAAAUAUCAUUUAAAGGGGACUGACGACGCCAUGGUGCAGGCCUUUAUGCAUUAUGUUCUUUACUUUUUUUUCUUUUUCUUUAUUUUUGCUUGUUCAGAAAAUAAAUAAAAGGUCAUUAACUUUUUCUGAGGUGGUAAAAUUCUAAGGUUUAGCAUUUAAUCUGUUUAGAUCGGUUAAGCUUUGUUUAUGUGUUUUAAUCCUAAGUGACUUUAGUAUCUAGAGCAUUUUUUAAGUAUUUGGCCUGGUAUCAUUCGCAUCACGAGAGCCUCCCGAGAGUCCGUACCUGUCGUGGAUUCUGCAGUGAGAGAAACGGCGAGUGAGUCAAUCUGUAAACGCAGCACAAUGUAAUAAUCUCUACAGGAGAGAGUAAGUGCUCAGAACAAUACUUGCACUACCAUCGUCUUACAAAAACACGCCACAUCUCUCUGACCCGCCGUCUUUAUUUCCAGGUUUCUGUAAAAGAUGUGGACAUGUUUGUCAGGUCUUUGCUUUUGUAUAGAGACUUUUUUUUUUCUUCCCCCUAGAGGCAUAAUACAAUUUAAUAGCACUGUUAAUGAAAGUUAUAUGAAAUAUUAAUUAUAAUUUAAUACAUGUCAAGAUUGUAAAUUAAUUUAGCAAUAUUUAAUAAAUCCUGUAAUUCACCUUGGA
Molecule: messenger RNA, 9887 nt
Organism: Hemibagrus wyckioides
Lineage: Eukaryota; Metazoa; Chordata; Actinopteri; Siluriformes; Bagridae
Gene: itpr1b
Product: inositol 1,4,5-trisphosphate receptor, type 1b
Exons: 63
Coding region: 239-8638 (2799 amino acids)
Biological process (GO): calcium ion transmembrane transport
Cellular component (GO): membrane; endoplasmic reticulum
Molecular function (GO): inositol 1,4,5-trisphosphate-gated calcium channel activity; inositol 1,4,5 trisphosphate binding
Source: RefSeq, a predicted model, not a curated record